UUUAUCUGGUUACACCUAAGAGUCCACAAGCAUGGCGUACGCAGUGGAAAAGCCACAUGUUGUUGUUGAAACUGAAAGAGACUCGGAGGAAAACAUUACUGUGAACGAAGACCAUGAAGAAGAUGGAUCAGACGAUGACGGGAGUGAAGGACCAGAGGAGGGUCAUGAUGGGGAAGAUGCAGAGGAUGAGGAAGAGCAAAACGGAGACAUGGAGGCGAACCCCAAUGCCGGGUGGGCAGAAGCCAUGGCGAAAAUCUUGGGAAAGAAAACACCAGAUAACAAGUCCUGUAUCUUGCUGAAGAACAAACAGUUUGAAAAGCUCAGCGAGAAAGCAAGGAAAGAAAAGCUUGAGAGAAAGAAACAGGCAGAUAAAAAACGAGCAUGGGAGAUGAUUUGUCGGGUAAAGCCGGAUGUAGUACAGGACAAAGAGAAGGAGAGGACUUUGCAGAGAACUGCUACCCGAGGCGUAGUGCAGCUGUUUAAUGCCGUGCGGACACACCAGAAGAAAAUGAAUGAGAAGAUGAGGGAAGUUGGAGGCUCUGAGAGGAAGAAGGCAAAGGUCCUCUCCUCUGUGUCAAAGAAAGACUUCAUUGAUGUGCUGCGUGGUACAGCAGGUCGCCACUCGCCUGCCGUUAAGACGGAGAAAUCCAUAUCUAUCGAGCCGAAAGAGGAGAAGCCAGCAUGGAGCGUCCUGAGGGAUGAUUUCAUGAUGGGGGCAUCCAUGAAGGACUGGGAUAAGGAUAGCGAUGCUGAACCAGAAGGGGAGGGGCCAGCGGACUCCACGGGGCACCUGAGCAGUGAUUCUGACUGAGCAUGCCAUGCAUCUGUGGGGGAACAACUCACAUGCCCAUCCAGCGUGCUGCAUAUGCGUGCUGUGUGUGUGUGUCGUGAUGGCCCUAUUGUCAAACAAGAGACUACAUUGGCCAGAGGGCUCUGGGGCUCUGGGUUCAGCCCACGUACCUGAGGCUACAUUGGGCUGGAUUAUGAUGUGCUCUCCCUGGACACUGUGACUCUGACCUGUGUUACCCCUUUUCACCUUUUCCAACUCAAGUCCAUAAUACUGGACAUAAACAUCAGUGUGUUUAAGCACUGUAUGGUAGUAAUUUUUUUUCCCCAUUCUAUUUUUUUUUUUACACCCCCAUUCCAGAAUGAUUUAAUCCUUAUGGUCAGUGUCUUAAAUGUUUUAUCAUAUCAGUGGCUCAGGGAUCAACUAUGGCAUCCGUAGAACUACGUUAACAGGUAAACGACUCUCAAUUAGGCUACUUUAUUGGGUACAUCCCACAUGUGGCCCUGACCUGUACUAACAUUGUCAUUCACAUAGUUUGGCAUCAGUGCUAGUACUCAGGUGGCAUUAAACCAGCCAUAACGUAUUUAAUAUUUGUGGGGUUUUUUAUUCUGCUGUGGUCAUUUUGAAGAAUAUUCUGACCUCUAAAAUGUUUAGAUGUUGUAUAGAAACAGCCAUUUAGUGGCCAGUAUUUGUUAAUACCAUUUAAAUCACAACUACUCAUAAUUGUAGGCUUGGAGGUUUGACCACUGCUGAUUUUCCACCUUUAAGAGGAGUAAGGUGUGCUGAUAGAAUGCAUGAAGUUGCAUUAAAUGUUGUUUCCCGCUGAUUAGAAAGACCAGCAUGGCAUCUGAAGUCCAGAUUUGAAUAUCUCUGUGUUAAAGAACAGAGUCCAGAGAUAACUAAUGCAAGGAUUGUGUCUGAGAAGUUUCUACAUGUGCUGUUUAGACAGAGAAUACUGAUUUGACUCAGAAGUAUAAUUUUCUUCUCUCGUUGUAUGAUGUUACAUUAAAGUUAGAUGUGCGUGUGGUUUA
This is a messenger RNA of Electrophorus electricus (electric eel), 1818 nucleotides long. It is a transcript of the gene rrp15, whose product is annotated as ribosomal RNA processing 15 homolog. Gene Ontology annotation, biological process: maturation of LSU-rRNA; maturation of 5.8S rRNA. Lineage: Eukaryota; Metazoa; Chordata; Actinopteri; Gymnotiformes; Gymnotidae. Gene Ontology annotation, cellular component: preribosome, large subunit precursor. The record is from RefSeq and is a predicted model, not a curated record.